This is a messenger RNA of Talaromyces proteolyticus, 2661 nucleotides long. RefSeq names its product leucine rich repeat domain protein. The record is from RefSeq and is a predicted model, not a curated record. The coding region runs from base 1 to 2661 and encodes 886 amino acids. Gene Ontology annotation, molecular function: protein binding. NCBI's taxonomy places the organism in Eukaryota, Fungi, Ascomycota, Eurotiomycetes, Eurotiales, Trichocomaceae. The transcript is spliced from 2 exons.
AUGGAAACCAUCCCUCCCUCGUACGAGAAUGCGACUAUGAGGGACGCAUUGUCCCUCAUUGCGCAUUACAUUCCGUCGGCCGAUCUCUGUGCAGCGUCGCUUGUCUGUCGUCGGUGGCACGCGAUCUUUAUUCCACAUCUCUGGGGAGACCCGGCUUCGCAUUUUGGCACUGAAAAUGAUGCGGUCUAUGUUGCAUUGACCAGGUUUCGACGCACAUUGAAGCUUGCUCGACUUGAAGUCCGCGCCCUCACUCAUACCCUUCACCUACCUCCAGCCCUGUCAGAGAUCUAUGGGGGACCCCGCCCUGAAUGGCUACGCGAUCUUCUAGACUCGCUACCUCGCUUGCAGUCGUUGAUAGUGUCGAAACUGCCAUUUUUCGACCACAAUGCAACCAUCACGCUCAAAGUUCCUUCUGACCCCGAACAAGCAAGCCGUUAUCCCUCUUACAACCUUCGCUUACUCUUGGCGGAGAAGGAGCCAAAUACAACCUCAGUCGGAAUCGCCCAUGCGUUAUUUCGGUUCCCCGCGUUGGUCUACUUGGACUUGUCCUACACCUCACCUGCCAAAGACCGGCUAGUAUUGUCUACACUACGCGGCCUUCCAGAUCUUCAAGUGCUGAAACUACGAGGGAUUGGACUGAAGGAUGGCGAUGCCGAGGUUCUCGCCAACGCAAUUGGUGCCAGAGUUCGAUUUCUGGAUAUACGAAACAAUAAUCUCACCGAUAUGGCUGUCAGAUCGUUGAUGCAAGCAUGCUUCCUGCCGGAAACAGCAGUUCGUGAACAAAUUAGCGCUGCUGCUCGACGUGGCAUCGAUUGUGUAUCAGAAUACACUUCUAAAAUACUUCGGCGCCCUAACUUGGAUAAAAAAUUCCUUGAAUUCCUCACCCAGCCUCUCACCGGCCGUUCUUUAUUCGAGAAUUUACCUCAUGUCGGCAUAACUCAUCUAUACAUAUCUGAUAAUCAGCUUACUAUUGAAGGCGUCGCCGGGUUACUUGCAUCUAAAAGAUUACAUCUUCUUGAUGUCGGUACUGUCGAUACCGCGAGAUUGUUCAGACGUAGCCAAAAUAUUCUCUCGCCGACUGAUCAAAAUAAUAACGUUUACUUAUUCCCUGGAGCCGAGAAACUAACCCCAAUUAUCGGAAUAUAUGCAAAAGCAAAUUUGACUUAUCUCAGGUUGCACCAUGCAGUUGUCACCAAGGAUGCACCCUUCAAAGAUGACAUAUCUUUGUCUGACCUUCUUCCCGAAAUGCCGGCUGAAGAACUAGAGAUCAACCAUUUUUAUACCGAGUUAGAUGGUACUUCCGGGGAGAUUCACGAGUUACCUGGUGACGCCCUAGGUAUACAUGAGUUAGCAGACACUUCCGUAUCACAGCCUGUGCAGCCUCCAAUCUCCACAUCCAUUCACAAACAAUACCCAGAUGAUCCUCUACCCCCACCGCAAGGUUCAGCCUUCGCCCCGGAAGUUGUAGUCGGUUCAUAUACUUCGUCUUCUAACGAGGCUCAAUUUGAUGUCGAUAACAAAGACACACCAAUGUCUUUUGCCACUUUGCGGUCACAAAAAAUACAAGAAUUGCUUGCUAAGCGACCAAGAAACAAAGUUCUUCCUCUUCGACGUGGAGAUGCAGCCUUCAAUUAUCUUCAUCCGUCUCAUAUGCCUCACGUCGAAACUUUGAUCCUGACUGAUGUUCCGUCGCAUGUCCCGGCAAAUUCACCAAUAAUUGCGUCUCUCGUCCGUUUUAUAAUUGCAUGCUCCGAGGAAACUCUGCUGGCUAAGAUUCAAGCCAGGGCAGACUACUCUAUUCCCCCAGGCAAUGACCGGGCAAAAUCAGAGCAACAACGUGCAAAAUCUUUAUUUGCUUUAAAAUGCCUCGUUCUUGAGAUAACCCCUGUGUCUGCUGACACUGAAGCGAAGAAGCCGAGGACUUGGUGGUCACAGCAGUCUGAACAUACAGAUUGGAAAUCAACAACAGGAGAUGUCGACUCUGAGCGGCUAUAUUCAGCAGCUAUGGAAGAUUUUAGCUUUUUCGGAAAUGAAGAGUGCGGGAUUCCAGAUAUUCCUGAACAGGGAAUGGCGAACAGCUUUCCAAUGGCCGUUUUGAACGAGAAGGUGCAUCUCAUUUCCGACGAUGAGUCCAUACAUUCUGGGCUUUCGGAGCUGGAAGCGCCAAACACUUCUCAUGACUUAUCUAGAAAGAGGUCUCCAAACGUUCCAUCACCGCUGGUCUCUCCAGCGCUCUUGUCCCCACCACUUGGGACACUAUCAAUUGACUCCAACGAACCCAAAUCAUCGUCAUCUCCACGCUCUUCAUCCCAUAAUAACGUCCCCGAUCCCCGGAGCGUCCCUGACGAGGAGCCUCGAGUGGAUCUGGUUUUAACACUGGCAAAGUUUAGACGGACAAAGAAGACCGAGUUUGAAGAAGCUCAAAUAGCUGAUAGAAAAAGGUGUAGAGGGAUUCGCAUGGCGGGGCUAUCCUCACCGUUAUCCUCACCAUCAAUUCCAUCACCUCCCUCUACCCCAACUCUCCCUCAAACACUUCCCUUGCAUGUGGAGGGACAUUGGCCGGGCGAGGUAAAAAUAGUAAGGAACGCCCAGCCGAAGGGCAGAAGUGGCGUCGUCGAUAUAUACGGUAAUUACUUUGAAAAGGGCUAUCUCUAUCCCUGA